This is a messenger RNA of Bombina bombina (fire-bellied toad), 3230 nucleotides long. RefSeq lists its product as uncharacterized. The transcript has a single exon. The record is from RefSeq and is a predicted model, not a curated record. Bases 36 to 3230 code for a protein of 1064 amino acids. Lineage: Eukaryota; Metazoa; Chordata; Amphibia; Anura; Bombinatoridae. Gene Ontology annotation, molecular function: DNA helicase activity. Gene Ontology annotation, biological process: DNA repair; telomere maintenance.
UCAACCAUUCAUUAUUUAAUGAAGACAAUGUCCCGAUGCACACAUGUGGUCAACUUAAUGUUUAUUGCAAAUUUUGCAUGGCAAAGCAUUUUCCAGAGGAACAACCAAGCGAUAAGCUUUUUAAUAAAUGCUGCAAUAAAGGAAAAAUAACAUUACCUCAUAUACAAAUUUCACCACUGAUCCAACAACUAAUGACUGGACAACACACACAUUCAAAGAAUUUUAUGCAAAAUAUCCGUUCUAUAAAUAGUGCAUUGGCGUUUGCAUCAAUGGGAGCAAACAUUGCACCACCUCCAGGAUAUGGCCCAUACUGUUUUAGAAUAAAUGGCCAAAUUUAUCACCGAUCUGGUGCUUUGCAUCCAGAAAAUGAUGAUCAACGCAAAUUUGCACAACUCUACAUUUUGAGUCCUGAGGAAGCUGCGGACCAACGAGCAGCACUAAAAGAAAAUUCAGGAUGUCACAUUGAACUUUUGAGGGAGUUAAGUUCAUAUAUGUCUCAGUAUAACCCUUUUGCAAAAGCAUGUAAAAUGCUCUAUGAGGUAGAGCAAGAAUGCAUCCAUGAAGCAUCUUUAAAUGGAGUUCAAAAUUCUAAAGUUUCAAUGGUAAUUCUGCAGGACAGAACAUCAGAUUACCGAAGAUAUAACGUACAAAGAGUUAAUGAGGUUGCUGUUAUUUUCCAAAAUUCUGAUGGUGAACCUCCUCUUGAACGUGACCUUCUUAUUCAUUGCCGAUCUACAGAUCAAACAAAAAAAACUGAAAGAAUAAGUGUUUUAGAUCCUAAUCUUGAACCAUUGCUGUAUCCUUUGUUGUUUCCAUAUGGGGACCAAAGUUGGGGUUCCAAUAUUGCUCUUAACUACAGGCCAACAUCAAUUAGUGAUGUACAAAGAAGAGUAACCACCAAUCCAAGGAUAAGAGUUAGCCAAAUGAAAUACUACUCUUACAGAAUUUCAAUUAGGGAUCAAUUCAAUCCUUUCCUUAGUGCUGGCAAGUUGACGCAGCAGUACUUUGUUGAUGCUUAUGUCAAGACUGAGGCCAACAGACUCAACUAUAUCCGUCAAAAUCAAUCUAAUCUUCGCAUUGAAAAAUAUACAGGAUUAAUGGAUUACAUUCAAAGUGAGGCUACUGCACAGGGCCUGAUGCCUGGAAAAGCAGUUAUUUUGCUAUCAUCUUUUCAGGGAAGUCCACGAAAUAUGGCCCAAAACUACCAUGAUGCUAUGGCCAUUGUUAGAAAAUAUGGAAAACCGGAUUACUUCAUCACCAUGACCUGCAACCCUAAAUGGCCUGAGAUACUUGAUAACCUAUUAGAAGGUCAAGCAGUGGAGUUCAGACCAGAUUUGGUAGCAAGAGUUUUCAAUGUCAAAUUAAAUUCUCUUUUGAAUGAUAUUUUGAACAAACAUGUUCUUGGAAGUCCUUGCGCAAAAGUGCAUGUAAUAGAGUUUCAAAAAAGAGGAUUACCACAUGCUCAUAUCCUUUUAAUAUUGAAAGCCGAAGACAAGCCAAAUGAUGCUGAAACCAUUGACACUUUUAUAUCAGCUGAAAUUCCUGAUGAACAGAUUUAUCCAAGACUACAUGCUAUUGUAAUAAAGCAUAUGAUACACGGUCCAUGUGGAGAACAUAAUUUAAAUUCUCCAUGCAUGGUUGAUGGUAAUUGCAGCAAGAAUUUUCCAAAAAAUUUUCAAAAAGAAACUUUAAUUAAUGUUGAUGGAUAUCCGCGAUAUCGUAGACAAAAAAAUGACACCACUGUAAUUGUCAAAGGGAAAAAAAUUGACAACUCAUGGGUAGUUCCAUAUAGCCCAUACUUCUGCUUGAAAUACAACUGCCAUAUAAAUGUAGAGAGUUGUGUUUCUGUUAAAAGUGUUAAAUAUCUCUUCAAAUAUGUAUAUAAAGGUUACGAUUGUGCAAAUAUUUCCAUUAAGGAACAUAAUACACUACAGCAUGAUGAAAUUCAAAUUUUUUUGGACACAAGAUAUGUCAGUGCUCCUGAAGCUGUUUGGAGGUUGUAUGGUUUUUUGAUGCACCAUCAAACACAUACAAUAAUAAGACUUCAAGUUCAUCUUCCAGGCGAACAAGAUGUAUAUUUCCAUAAUGAAAACAUACAAUUAGCUGCAGAAAAGGCACAAGACAGGGAUACCACUUUGACAGCAUACUUUAAGUUGAAUGUGGAUAAUAAUGCGGCACGUGAACUUUUUUACUCUGACAUUCCUCAACAUUUUGUAUUUGAUGUAAAAAACCGUAAGUGGAAUCCAAGACAAAGAGGAGCAGAUACAACAAUUGGCAGAUUGUAUAAUGUAAAUAUUUCAUCAGAUUUGGAGAGAUUUUGUUUGAGGUUAUUGCUCUUGCACUUAAAAGGAGCAAUAUCCUUUAAGGACUUACGAACUGUUAAUGGACAAGUUUGUCACACAUUCAAAGAAGCUGCCCAAAAGCUUUCACUUUUAGAUGACGACGCUACAUGGGAUCUUACACUUAACGAAUCAGCAUCUCAACAGAUGCCUAAACAAAUGAGGGAACUGUUUGCUUAUUUGUGUAUAUUUGUUGUCCCACCUAAUGUCCCACAACUCUUUGAAAAAUACAAACAUGAUCUUUAUGAAGAUUAUUCACGUCAUGAAGACCACAUUGAUGAUUGCAAAAGUUGCAAAAAUUUGGCAUUAACAGAUAUUCAAAAUGUUCUCAUAUUGCAUAGUAAACGUUGUGAAGAUUUUGGACUACCCAAUCCAUCAAACUUCAUUCCAGAAAUGCAAUUCAACUAUGUUACACACUUGGAAGCCCAAGUUGGAGCACAACUUCAAGAAGCAUUAAACAUCGAGCAAAAAGCUGCAUUUGACAAUGUAAUGUCUGCAAUUGAUAAUGAAAAUUUACCACACAGAUGUUUUUUUAUUGAUGGACCUGGUGGAAGUGGCAAGACUUAUUUAUAUAAAACAUUAUUGAGUACUUUACGUGGACGCACAGAUGGAGUUCUUCCUGUUGCCUCUACAGGAAUAGCAGCUAAUCUCCUUGAUGGUGGCAGAACUUACCAUUCACAGUUUAAGCUUCCAAUUCCAUUACUGGAAACAUCAACAUCAAAUAUGAGAAUGACUUCAAAAGAUGCAGAGUUCAUACGUAAUGCUAAAUUGAUUAUUUGGGAUGAGGCCUCAAUGACACCCGGUAUAGCUCUAAAAUGUGUAAAUAACCUUCUUCAGGAAAUUAUGCAGAACAAUAAGCCAUUUGGUGGAAAAGUUAUACUCCUUGGUUGA